Phalaenopsis equestris is the source of this 1082-nucleotide messenger RNA. Its product is annotated as purine permease 3-like. Bases 93 to 1082 code for a protein of 329 amino acids. Gene Ontology annotation, molecular function: purine nucleoside transmembrane transporter activity. Lineage: Eukaryota; Viridiplantae; Streptophyta; Magnoliopsida; Asparagales; Orchidaceae. Gene Ontology annotation, cellular component: membrane. The record is from RefSeq and is a predicted model, not a curated record. The transcript is spliced from 2 exons.
AAGAAAAAAAAUAAAUAUGUGAAUAUCCAUGCCACUCUCAAGCUUACAAAACCCCCAAAAAUGAAGCAUGAAAAUAUUCCAUCCAAGAGAUCAUGGAGAUCGAACAGCACCACGCACCUCCAGUCCACUCCGCCGCCGCCACAACCUCCGACGAACCGACCAAAUCCAUAAAACCCAAACGCCUCCUCAUCCUCCUCUUCAACGUCCUCCUCCUCCUCAUCGGCGGCAGCGGCAGCCCCCUCAUCAUUCGCGCCUACUUCCUCCACGGCGGAACCCGCAAAUGGUUCACCUCUUUCCUCCAAACCGCCGGCUUCCCUUUCCUCCUCCUCCCCCUUCUCAUCUCCUUCCUCCGCUCUCCCCGCCCCCGCUUCUUCCUCAUCUCCCCUUUCCUCCUCCUAUGUUCCGCCUUCAUCGGCCUCUUAACCGGAAUCGACAACUUAUUCUACUCCUACGGCAUAUCUUACCUCCCCGUCUCCACUUCCACUCUCCUCGUCUCCACCCAACUCGCCUUCACCGCCGUCUUCGCCUUCUUCAUCGUUAAGCAAAAGUUCAGGGCUUCGUCAAUAAACGCCGUGGCUUUACUGACGUUUAGUGCGGUGGUGCUCGGCGUGCACUCCAAUGGCGAUCGACCGGAAGGAGAAUCGAAUUCCAAGUACUAUCUUGGGUUUGUUAUGACGCUCGCCGCGGCGGUGUUGUAUGGGCUGGUGAUGCCAUUGGUGGAGCUCAUGUACGUUAAGUCUAAGACGAAUAUCGGUUAUACGAUGGUGAUGGAGAUACAGCUUGUGAUUGGGCUCGUCGCAACCACUUUCUCCGCCGUCGGGAUGAUGAUCAACAAGGAUUUUCAGGAGCUCCCGAGAGAAAGCCACAACUAUGGCCUCGGCCAAACCAAGUACUAUGUAAUCGUCGUCUUCACCACCAUCUUGACACAGUGCUUCUUUUUAGGAUUGGUCGGCACAAUAAACUACUCAUCGGCAUUGCUCGGCGGCGUCUUGCUCGCCAUCUGCACUCCCAUCACCGAGGUGCUCGCCGUCUUCUUCUUCGACGAGAAGUUCGACGGCCUCAGUUUCAGACUGCCACGUUGA